Molecule: messenger RNA, 1454 nt
Organism: Heterocephalus glaber (naked mole-rat)
Lineage: Eukaryota; Metazoa; Chordata; Mammalia; Rodentia; Bathyergidae
Source: RefSeq, a predicted model, not a curated record
GUUUAAUCUUUUUUAUUUCCUUAGGUGAUGACGCGCUUCCAAAUGGGCUAGAUGUCACCUUUGAAGUGACCGAGUUAAGGAGGCUGACAGGCAGUUACAACACCAUGGUCGGAAAUAAUGAAGGCAGCAUGGUCCUUGGCCUCAAACUCCCCAAUUUGCUAGGACGUGCAGAAAAAGUGACUUUUCAGUUUUCCUAUGGAACAAAAGAAACGUCCUACGGCCUGUCCUUCUUCAAACCACAGCCUGGGAACUUCGAGAGAAAUUUCUCUGUAAACUUGUACAAAGUCACCGGACAGUUCCCGUGGAGCUCGCUUCGGGAGACAGACCGAGGAGUGUCAGCCGAGUACAGUGUUUCUGUGGCGGGCGGCGAUGUCUGUGGAACCUGAGGGUCCGGAGGGAGCCCACGGCAGUGGCAGUUACAGUGAAAUGGCGGAGACCGUGCCAGACACCCAGCAGCUGGUCACCGAGCCGCAGAACCUGAAUGACACCUACAGGCAGCCCAGCAACUUCCUCGAGAUCGAUGUGAGCAACCUGCAGAUGGUGGAAGUUGGCCAGGGCUGCUUCACCACCUCCGAGAUCAGGGUCAAGACAAAUCUUCCUGUUAUCAGGCUGAAGGAAUCUGCUGUUGGAAGAAGAUACAGUGACUUGGAAUGGCUGUGAAGUGAAUUAGAAAGAGAGAGCAAGGUUGUAGUUCCCCCACUCCCUGGGAAAACAUUUUUGUGUCAACUUCCUUUUAGAGGAGAUGAUGGAAUAUUUGAUGACAAUUUUAUUGAGGAGAGGAACCAAGGGCUGGAGCAGUUCAUAAACAAGGUCGCUGGUCAUCCACUGGCACAGAAUGAACACUGUCUUCACAUGUUUUUACAGGAUGAACUAAUAGAUAAAAGCUAUACUCAUCUAAAGUAAGACAUGCUUGAAAUUUGGCAAGAGGCAAAAACAUGACCCUUAAUGAUUCCUGUGCACCAAUGAAGACAUUCUAACUAUCCCUUAGCAUGCUGCCCAGAGAUUGGUAUAACAUGCCUUCAGUACAGGAACACUCAUGUGCUCAGUUUUGUUUGGCAGUUGACAAGUUAAUUUACUUUAGUGAAAAUCUCUCAUUCCAGCCUUUCUAUAUAAAUAGCUCUUCCUUGCUGUUUUAAUGUGGUAUACACUAUAGCCUCACAAACCUUCCUAUAUAAUCUGCAAUGUCCUAACUAAAGAUUCUGAUGUGGUCUCAUUUGCACACACACACAAAACUAAAAUAAAAACAUAAAUUAUACUGUUCCAGAAAUCUCGUUAGGAAAUACCUGGAGACACAGAAUUCGGGUAAAAUAAUAAAAGUUCCACUUGCAAGUGGGUGGGACCUCUAGAAACCAGUCUGCUUAGUAUCCUUGUGCCCCUUUAUUUAGUGAUUUCUUUUUAUAUCCUUUUUAACCAUUAUCUCAUCCCUAGUGGUCUUUGAUGUGUAAAUACAAUUC